Messenger RNA from Knipowitschia caucasica, 1404 nucleotides. Lineage: Eukaryota; Metazoa; Chordata; Actinopteri; Gobiiformes; Gobiidae. The record is from the annotation of a GenBank genome assembly.
AUGACGCUUCAUGGUUCCACCCUGUUUCUUUUACAGAUGAAUCUGGCUAAAGACUCUAAGACCGGCCUCAAGUACUCUCUCAUGGUGCCGCUGCAGCAGUCUUCAGUUCAGCAGCUGCAGAUUCGUCAUCGCUCGACCACAGCCAAGAACCCGCUGUGGAGCCACUGGUCCCAGGUCCUGACCGCUCCACCUGCGUUUUCACGAAUCCGAAAGAAACGUGUGAAUGAGACAACGGCGGAAGGGAAGGUCAGGCUGCAGCGAAGGCUCCGGAUCAACUGGAAGUCAGUCCCGAAUGCGCUGAAGUACCAUGUGGAGGUGGCGUCGCCGGGGGGGAAGGACUGCUCCUGUUCCACGGUCCUGCCGUGGACCAACUCCUCGUUGUACUAUGAGUCGUUCGGAUCCUUUGCUGCCGCCAACGUGACCAUCAGAGCCGCCAACGCCGAAGGAGAGUCGCCCCCAGCGAUGUACCAUGUGGCCCCUGAGAUCCCACCAGACCUCACAUUGUGUAAUAAAACAGCUCUGAAGAAACGCGUCUGCAGACAAUGGUACGAACUCUGGGACGGGAGAGCGAAAGAACAGACUCUCAUCUCGUUAUUGCCCGAGAAGAACAACAUCGAACCAGAGCUGAAAGACUUUGUGCCGUACAUUUACUACGAGCACAAAAAGUGCGUCACCAGGAGAGUGUGUCUGUUCUACCAGCAACAAGGAAAGCCGGUCAGUCCUCCUCAGAACCUGGUAGAGUCUCUAGACUAUAAAACUGUGUCCUGGAACCCGAUACCGAGCCAAGACCAGCACGGCCUCAUCAUCUACUACAGCCUGUGUGUGCAGAGCGGUCAGACAGGACCAGAUUGCAAAAACAUCUCGUCGUCUAAGAGAAGCUUCGAUCUGAACGACCUGAGUCCAGGAGCCAUGUACAACGUAACUCUGUCAGGGGCCACAGCAGAGGGAGAGGGGCCCCGAGCCAGUGUCACCAUCGACACGACCCCAGGGAGACCAUACAACAUGGUUCUUAGUCUGGGUUUGCUCAUCUGCUUCUUCCUGCUUUCCACCGGGUUCACUUUCAUUUUCACAAGAAUCCAGAACAAGCUGCUUCCUCCGCUGCCGUCUCCGCUCAUCCCCGACUUCGCCGCCUGCAAAGCUGACGUGCAGGAGGUGAUGGAGGAGGAGGUGCUGACGGUCACACUGCUGCAGCUCCAGCCCGAGUGCUGCCCCCUGCAGGACACAGAGGAGCACUGCAGCCUCUCCCACCUGCACCAGGAGGACCAGGACCACCCCUCACAGCAAGAGGACCGGGACAAACCAUCAAACCAGGAGCCGAGCGAUGUGCAGCCGCUACAGCGCGACAUCUGUCUGCUCAUCUACAAGAACGGACUGGUCUUUGACUCCAACUCAGACUCUACUUAA